Molecule: messenger RNA, 1102 nt
Organism: Ciona intestinalis (vase tunicate)
Lineage: Eukaryota; Metazoa; Chordata; Ascidiacea; Phlebobranchia; Cionidae
Source: RefSeq, a predicted model, not a curated record
UAAAGAUCGUUUUAUUGACAAUUUGACGAGCUACUGCGACAUUGUANACGUAUAUAGCUCGUCUCCGGUUUCAUAACAAGCCUUCACAACAACAGACGUCACAAGCACUUAGUCGUCACAACUACUACUGUACAGAAGAUGCGUCACUUUAAGAUCGUGUUAAUGGGAGCAGGGGGAGUAGGAAAAACAUCAAUGACAACUCAGUUCGUGACCGAACACUUCGAUGAGAAUUACGAACCAACAAUUGAGGAAAUUCACCGAAAAACUAUCACGUUGGAUGGUGAACAAUGCAUGCUGGAGUUGAUUGACACAGCUGGUAUGGACCAGUUCAGUCAAAUGAGGGACUUGUACAUUAGGAAGGGUGAUGGUUUUAUCCUCGUUUAUUCCAUCAUUGAUCCAACCACAUUUGAAGACGUGAAGUCAAUAAGAGAGCAAAUUGUUCGAAAUAAAUUAAGUGAGCAAGUUCCUAUUGUGCUUGUUGGAAACAAACGAGAUCUUGCGGAACACGAGAGGGCGGUUGAAGAAGAAGAAGGAAGUACUCUCGCUAAGCGAUGGUCGCAUUGUAGAUUUAUAGAGACCUCAGCUCGCGAGCACCACGAGGUGGGAGAAGUAUUCGCACAAGUCGUGCGCCAAAUACUGGAUUACGAAAACGCUCGCAAAGCUCGCGUAAACACCCUACAUAACGAAGCUUCACGUAGAAAACGGUCAUCUGGGAAGUGUUCCAUAAUGUAGACGACAACAUUGUUAUGUGUGUCGAGUUGAUAUUUCGCAAAAAAAACUUUUUUUGCAGCUUCGCAAUUUGGAAAUGAUUACUUGUAAAACAACUAUUUGCAAAACCAUCUUUUUUGCAAAACCCAAUUGUUUUGCUAAAUGCGAUUUUGCAAAAACUGUGCAUUUGUGUUGGUGAUGGUAUGACACCUCACAGUAGUUUGAAAAUUUAAAAUCUUUUAAAAUUUAAAUUUAAACACUUUUAGUUUUUAAACAUUCCCUUUUUUAACCUUUUUUGCAUAAACUCAUUUAAUAUUUUAAUUAAUUAUCUUUUGUUUACUGUUUUAUGUGAAAUGAAGAUAAAAUAUGUUGAAAAAUAAACAAAACAACUUUC